Molecule: messenger RNA, 666 nt
Organism: Didymosphaeria variabile
Lineage: Eukaryota; Fungi; Ascomycota; Dothideomycetes; Pleosporales; Didymosphaeriaceae
Exons: 1
Coding region: 1-666 (221 amino acids)
Molecular function (GO): copper ion binding
Source: RefSeq, a predicted model, not a curated record
AUGCUUGAGAUCGCCUGUUUCAAUGUUCCGUCCGCAAUCGCAGCGGCAGAGGCAGGCGGAGACCGGAUCGAGCUCUGUGCCGACUAUGCUGUUGGCGGUGUCACUCCUUCCCAUGAUGCCCUGGCCGAGCUUCGCAAGGCGACAACGAAACCCAUCAAUGUCAUGAUUCGGCCAAGACCCGGAGACUUCGUCUAUACAACUUUACAGUUCUACCAGAUGCAGCUUGACAUCCUGAACUUCAAGCCGACAGCGAGUGGGUUCGUCUUCGGCAUACUGGAUGCAGAAAACCGCGUUGACGAAGCGCGCAACCGUGAGCUCGUGAAAAUGACAGGAGGACUUCCUUGCACAUUCCAUCGCGCGUUUGAUUCGGUGCCGGAUCAAGGGGAAGCGGUCGAGAGCUUGAUCCGUUGCGGCUUUACCUCAGUCCUCACUAGUGGAGGCGAGGCCGACGCUGUUUCUGGAGCUGCUCAUGUCGCUCGACUGCAGAAAGACUUUGGUGAUCGGAUCACGUUCAUACUUGGUGGAGGCGUUCGAUCGACCAACGUUGCAGCGCUGCGUCAGCAAACGAAGGCCCCGUGGUAUCACUCUGCAGCUAUCACACAGCCCGGCGAAAUGGUCGAUAAGGACGAGGUCUCAAGACUCAGAAGUGUACUCGAAAGCGAAUGA